UACGGUUAUCCUGGGCUGAAGGAUUGGAAUCCGCCGAGCUUCCCGGCUGGGAUGUUGUGGCGAGACCGCGUUGGCUUAUCUGUAGCGCUGCUGUUGGGCUCAGGGGACGGUGAGGAGCCGAAGGGGGGGUGAGGUGUGUUUGAAGCCUGGAGGCUCUACGAUGAAGAAGAUUUUUGGCUUCGGGAGUAAGAAGGGCGGGUCGCCCUUGGGCUCCUCCACCGGACCGCGGAGAGAGAGCCGUGACAAAGUCGGCUCCCUGCCCGGGUACCACAUCCGAGACAAGGACCUCGGGAAGAUCCACAGAGCUGCCAGCGUGGGCAACGUAGCCAAAGUGCAGCAGAUUCUGCUGCUCAGGAAGAAUGGCUUGAACGACAAGGACAAGAUGAACAGGACUGCUCUCCAUUUGGCCUGUGCCAAUGGCCAUCCGGCGGUGGUAACCCUCCUGGUGGAGAGAAAAUGCCAUCUUAACCUCUGUGACAAUGAAAACAGGACAGCACUGGUGAAGGCCGUACAGUGUCAGGAAGAGGAGUGUGCGGCUAUUCUGCUGGAACAUGGUGCCGACCCAAAUGUCGUGGACGCCAGUGGCAACACUGCUCUCCACUAUGCUGCCUCUUAUCAGGAUGUUUCACUUGCAGCAAAGCUGCUUUCAUACAACGCCAAUAUUGAAGCCAGGAACAAGGAUGACCUGACUCCCCUUUUACUUGCUGUAAGUGAAAACAACGAGCAGAUGGUGGAAUUUUUAGUAAAGAAAGAAGCAAAUAUACAUGCAGUUGAUAAGACAAAAAGAACAGCCCUCAUACUUGCUGUAAAUUAUGACUCAACAGAUAUAGUCAGGCUUCUCCUUCAGCAAGGUGUUGAUGUCUAUUCUCAAGAUAUCUAUGGAUGGACUGCAGAAGAAUAUGCUCUUAUUAGUGGUUUUAAGAUGAGUCACCAACUGAUUUCUGAAUAUAAAGAAGAAAAGAGACCUAAAACUCCAUCUCAAAGUAGCAACCCAGUAGUGGACAAGAGUUCUGAAGACGACUCUUUAAGCAGGUUUUCUGACAAACCCGGUGCUGAUGAUUCAUGGCCUACAUCAGAUGGUGAAGACUUUGAUUUUGAUACCAAGAAUGUCCUGAAACCAAGCUUAACAAAACUAAUGAGUGCUUCUCAGCAAUCCAAGAAAAACAUAGAAGCAAAAUGUGGCAUUGUGAGACCAGAGAGUAGAACCUUCUUUGAGGACAGUAAUUCUGAUAGUGAAAAUGAAGAUGUGGCUGAAACCUUUCCCAAACCACCAGUCAGAGUCCAAGGCUUCUCUCAUCCUGCCUUCCCAUCACCUGAACCUCUUCCAAAACCUCUCAAGUCUUUAGCAGGCCUUGGUCUUACAAAGGUAGGAGCAACAAAGUCAGAAAUUGGAGAAAAAGAAAAUGAUACUGACACUGAUAUUAUUGAAAGUGCUCCACAAGAGCAAACAAAUCACGACAAUUUGACUUCUGUUGAUGGGGCUCACAAAAAUAAUAGAAGUGACAUGAUGUCAGCAUUAGGAUUAGGAGAAGAGGAAGAUGUAGAAUCACCUUGGGAUUCCGAGAGUCUCUCUGAGGGUCCUCCACAGAAGUAUGUUGAUCAUUUAUCUGGAGCUGCAGGUCAAAGAGGAAAAAAUAUAUUAAAUGAACAAGUAGAAGAUGUGCCUUAUAUACCUUCUUGCGUGAGUGGAUCGAGAAACUUUAAGAUGGCUAAACUAGAGGAUCCAAGAAAUGUAGGCAUACCAGUAGCCCACAUGGCUUCUCCUGAAAAAUAUGCUCACUUGACGCCUACAGUUGGAGUGAAGGAUUCUGUUCCUAAUGAAACAGUAGGAAUGAAGAAUUUACAAACAUGCAGAUCAGAUUCUGCAGAUUGGGAUUCUACUAGUUUGACCCUCAGUAAUGAGACCUGUCAAAGAGCUGGGCAUUUGAAAGUUGACGAUAAAUGUCUGUCUGUAUCACAAUCAAUGACCAAAAAUCAGUCAACAUCCACAGAAUUUGGACACAUGACCUUAAUAGAUAAAGAAAAGACUAACAUUGGAGCCGUGUUUCUGUUAGGGAAUUAUACGCUCCAUGACCUGUGUGAGUCACAGCUGCCAGAAAACAGAGAAAGCAAAGAAGAUUUGCCAGCAAAACUAGACUUAGGAAUGACAUCAGAGGAAGAGCAAGAAAGGCUUGAUGGAAGUGAAAAUAACCACUCACAGGAUAAAGUUAUUUUACAAACAUGUACCCUGACAGAAAAGACAUCAGAAAAUCAAAUCAAGCCAAUUAAUCUUCCACUUUCGCAUCUGCAAAAAAUGCCUCAAGAGCCAGAAAUGGGUGAGGAGUGUGAUAGAGAGGACAGAUCCGUAUGUUCAGGAAUUCCUUGUGUGCAGAAGUGUGAGGAAAUGUGGAUCAAACAAGGCAAAAUAGAGUGGAAACAUAACUUAAAACUCAUCACAGAUGAGUUAAAGCAGAAGUUCGGUGAAAUUUGUAAAAAAUACAAAAUUACCGUUUGUCCUGAGGAAGAGCCAGUACAUGAUAACUCUAAAGAAGGAGCAAACAUAAAGGAAAUACCUUCUAAUUUGACAAGUAAUAUAUCUGAUUGUGAGGAAAAAGAUGCAUUUGGAGUGUUUGUCUCUCUAGAGUUCCAAGCAUUUCCUGAACAAAAAGAACCCAGUCUGGAAAAUGUUCUUCCAUCUUAUUUAAACUCUGGGUCCCAGGGACACGCUUGCCAGUCAUCUUCAAAGCUUUAUUUAAAUGAAAAUAAAGUAGACUAUCAAAGCGAUAAACCAGACACUGAACAUGUUUUUAAUAAAAAUGAGAGUUUUUAUAAUGAUUCAGAAAAUAAAAAAGUAAGGGACCCGGCAGUCACAUUGGAAAUGAAACAAGACCAAGAGUUUGAUAUGCGAAUGUUACAAAAUAUGAACCAAAAUACCACAAAUUGGAAAUUAAACAUCGGACAUAUACCUCAGUCCAGUGAUCCCAAAAGACUUUUUGAUUUGUGGCUUGCCCACUCCAAUGAGAUGAAACACAUGAUUCAAAUAAAAAAUCAGGGUAUUUCUGCUGCUACAAGUACUUAUAAGAAAACCAAACCAAUGCAAGACUGGUUCCAGAAGCCAUUGCCUGCACAUAAUUGCAGUGCUAAUAACUAUAAAAGCAUGGAACCUGGAUUAGAGAAUGGGAGUUCUUCUCCACCGAAUAGCAACAGAACAUCUGAAGUGUGUCUGAAUGAAGAAUUACAGCAAGAUAUGCAAAGGUUUAAGAAUGAGAUAGGCAUGUUACAAGUAGAGUUCCUGACUUUGGAAAAAGAGAAAAUUCAACUCCAAAAAGAGGUUGAAGAAGAAAAGAAGAAGCACAAAGGUAGUGAAAUGGAAGUAUCAGAAAACAUAUGUGAUGCUGAUGAUAGUAGAUUAAUUCAACAGAGAAAGAGCAGAAAAACCAAUAACCAGCAGUUUCCUACUGCAGAGAAUGAAGAUUCUGAUAGUAGUGGUCCUGGGGUGCAUAUGAAGGAAGUAAAGAAAAAUGAAAGUGGAAAAUGGACAUCAAAAGAAUGUGUGAUUACACCAGUGUUUGAGAGGGCCGAUUCACUGACUGGUGGUCUGCUACAGGUGAAUGAUGACAGCAGUUUAAGUGAAGUAGAUCAGGAUGAUGCCAGGCCUGCAAAGAAAACGUCUAAUGAAAAGAACAAGGUCAAAGAGCAAAUUCAUUCUAUGGAUGACCUUGAUGACUUAACUCAGUCAUCUGAAACAGCUUCUGAUGACUGCCAGUUGCUUCACUCUAAUUAUAAGAAUUCCAUGUUGCUAAUUGAACAACUUGGCCUGGAGUGUAAAGAUUCUGUUAGCUUAUUGAAAAUACAGGAUGCAGUUCUUUCAUAUGAAAGAUUAAUAGAACUUAAAAAAAACCACUGUGAACUACUUACAGGAAGAAUUAAAAAAAUGGAAAGUAAGGUUAGUGGGCUACAAAAGGAGCUAUCAGAAACAAAGGAAGUGAAAUCACAGCUAGAGCAUCAAAAAGUGGAGUGGGAACGAGAGCUCUGCAGCUUAAGAUUCACCUUGAAACAAGAAGAAGAGAAGAGAAGAAAUGCUGACAUGUUAUACGAAAAAAUUAGGGAGCAGCUAAGAAGGAAAGAAGAGCAGUGUAGUGAGGAAGCUGAAAUGAAACAGCAGCUUGAACUCACUCUCCGAGCACUAGACAUGGAACUGAGGACUGUGAGAAAUCAUCUGAAUCAGGUUGUAGAAGAGCGAAAUGACACUCGGAGGCAGCUUUCUCGAGAACAGAAUGCCAGAAUCUUACAAGAUGGAAUCCUGACCAGUCACCUUGCCAAACAAAAGGAGAUAGAAAUGGCUAAUAAGGAAAUGAAUUCUGAGGUUUCUGAUAGUCGUGAAAAGGAAAAAGAUCUGUUGCAUAAAAACCACAUGUUGCAGGAUGAAAUUGCCAUGCUGAGACUGGAAGUAGACACAAUAAAAAGUCAGAACCAAGAAAAGGAAAAGAAAUAUUUUGAAGACGUUGAAAUUGUAAAAGAAAAGAAUGAUGAUCUUCAAAAGACAAUAAAACUGAAUGAGGAAACAUUAACAAAGACAAUAUUCCAAUAUACUGGACAGCUUAAUGUGCUGACAGCUGAGAAUACAAUGCUAAACUCUAAGCUGGAGAAUGAAAAACAAAGCAAAGAAAGACUGGAAACAGAAGUGGAAUCCUACCGUUCUAGACUGGCUACUGCCAUACACGAUCAUGAUCAAAGUCAGACAUCAAAAAGAGACCUGGAACUUGCCUUCCAGAGAGCAAAAGAUGAGUGGUUACGCUUGCAGGAGAAAAUGAAUUUUGAUGUGUCUAACCUGAAAGAUAAUAAUGAGAUGCUUUCCCAGCAACUUUCUAAAACUGAAAGUAAAUUCAAUAGCCUAGAAAUCGAGCUCCAUCACACGAGAGAUGCUCUCAGAGAAAAGACUUUGGUGUUAGAAUGUGUACAGAGAGACCUAAGCCAAGCACAGAGUCAAAGGAAGGAAAUUGAACACAUGUAUCAAAGCGAACAAGGCAAAGUGAAUAAAUACAUUGGAAAGCAGGAAUCCUUAGAGGAGAGAUUAUCUCAGCUCCAGAGUGAAAACACAUUGCUCAGACAGCAGCUGGAUGAUGCGCAAAACAAAGCGGACAGUAAAGAGAAGACCGUAAUUAACAUCCAAGACCAGUUUCAGGAUAUUGUGAAAAAACUUCAAGCCAAAAGUGAAAAGCAAGGUCUGAUGCUGGAAGAAAGAAACAAGGAGUUAAUCAACAAAUGUAAUCAUUUAAAAGAGAGACUGUAUCAAUAUGAAAAUGAGAAAACAGAAAGAGAAGCAGUUGUGAGACAACUUCAACAAGAACUGGCUGAUACCCUAAAAAAGCAAUCCAUGUCAGAGGCUUCACUGGAGGUCACAUCACGUUAUCGUACUAAUUUAGAAGAUGAGGCACAGGAUUUAAAGAAAAAAUUACGUCAAGUCACAAGUCAGUUGCAAGAAGCACAGGAUCAACAUACAGAGGCCGUGAGAUGUGCUGAGAAGACGCAGGAUCACAUCCAAAAGCUUGAAAUUGAAAAUGCCAAGUUAAAAGCCACAGUCAAAAAGCACGUGGGCAAAAUUGAACAGCUUCAGAAAAACCUGUUAAGUACAAGUUGGUCUGAGGAUGAAAAGGAACAAUUAAAGAAAUGUAUUGAGUUAAAACAGUCUCUGGAAUUUAGUUUGGAUCAAGAAAUGAAGAAAAAUAGUGAAUUAGAAAAAGAGAUUACUGGAUUUAAGAAACUCUUAAAAAUGACAAGAAGAAAGUUAAAUGAAUAUGAAAAUGGAGAGCUUAGUUUCCAUGGAGACUUAAUAACUAAUCAAACUGAAAUGGAUAUUCAGAUUAAUAUGCUAAAGCAUAAGAUUGAUGAUCUUACAGCAAAACUGGAAACUGCAUCUUCAAAAUGUCUACAUCUGGAUGCAAAAAAUCAAGUUCUUCAACAGGAGUUAUUAUCUAUGAAAGUAAUGGAAAAGAAAUGUGAAAAACUAGAGAAGAAUAAAAAGAAGUUGCAACAAGAAGUAGUGAACCUCAAAAGUCAUAUAGAAAUGAAUAUGGUAGAACACAACCAAGUAGAGCAGUAUAAACGGGAGAUUGAAGAAAGAGCAAGACAGGAUGUAAUAGAAAAAUUAAAAGAAGUCAACCUAUUUCUGCAGACACAAGCAGCAUCCCAAGAAAACUUAGAGCAGUUAAGAGAGAAUAAUAAUGCUUCAAUAAGAAGUCAGAUGGAACUCAGAAUUAAAGAUCUGGAAUCCAAACUCUCCAAAAUGAAAGCUUUUCAAGAAGAUUCUACUAAAACAGAAUUGGAAAAAUAUAAGCAACUCUACCUUGAAGAACUCAAAGUUAGAAAGUCAUUGGCAAAUAAACUAAACAAGACUAAUGAGAGGCUGGCAGAGAUCAGUACCAAACUUCUGGUGGAGAAACAGCAGAACAGAUCUCUGCUCAGCACUCUUACUGCGAGGCCAGCCCUGGAACCACCUUGUGUUGGAAAUCUUAAUAAUAGUCUAGUGCUCAAUAGAAAUCUUACUCCAAGAGAAAACAUGGUGAUGUCUACCUCAAGUCCACGCCCUGCAAAUAACAGCAUGGAGACUUACUUGACCAAGAUGCAGCAGGAGUUGGAAAAAAAUAUAACUAGAGAACUAGAAGAAGCUGCUGCUGAAUUUGAAUCUGGGUCCUGUAGAGCUUCUCCUCUAGGAUCUACUGAUGAGUCAAACCUCAAUCAAGAUCUAGUCUUGAAAACAUCACAAGAAUAUGUACAGAUUUUGAAGAAAAAUUAUAUGAUCUGAAAGAUAAAUAGUAAAAAGUUCCCUACUGGGCUGUUUGUAUUACAUUUUAGUUGUUUCCCAUUAAACAGGAUGUGAAAAUCUGUAUUAAAGGAAAAUAUUUUUGUAUUAUAUGUGUAUGAUGAAAAUUUAUAUAGUAUUUUAAAGCAUGUUUCUCUGCAUCUAACUUACUUUUAAGCAGAUUUUGUGAAUAAAAACCAGCACUGUUGAGUUUUACAUGCUCAAACUGAGCCCUGAUACCAGCUAUUUAAACAGCACCCAGACAGCCAAACUUGUCAUUAAUAUUUAGUGCUGUUGAUUGGUAGCUUUUUAGUAUUUUCCAAUUCUUAUCACUAUAUGUACACCUAAAGAUUUAAACAGAUGUCAUUUGGAUAUACUGUGCUGUGGCUAUUGUCAAUGUUUUG
Molecule: messenger RNA, 7185 nt
Organism: Hippopotamus amphibius kiboko
Lineage: Eukaryota; Metazoa; Chordata; Mammalia; Artiodactyla; Hippopotamidae
Gene: ANKRD26
Product: ankyrin repeat domain containing 26
Exons: 37
Coding region: 161-6784 (2207 amino acids)
Molecular function (GO): protein binding
Source: RefSeq, a predicted model, not a curated record